This is a messenger RNA of Lepus europaeus (European hare), 339 nucleotides long. It is a transcript of the gene UCN2, whose product is annotated as urocortin 2. NCBI's taxonomy places the organism in Eukaryota, Metazoa, Chordata, Mammalia, Lagomorpha, Leporidae. The record is from RefSeq and is a predicted model, not a curated record. Gene Ontology annotation, biological process: adenylate cyclase-activating G protein-coupled receptor signaling pathway; hormone-mediated signaling pathway; cellular response to nutrient levels. Gene Ontology annotation, cellular component: extracellular region. The coding region runs from base 1 to 339 and encodes 112 amino acids. The transcript has a single exon. Gene Ontology annotation, molecular function: corticotropin-releasing hormone receptor 2 binding; hormone activity.
AUGACGAGGUGGGCUCUACCGAUGCUUUUGGUCCUGAUGCUGGGUAGGGUCCUGGCUGCCCCAGUGACCCCUCUCCCAGUCUUCCAGCUGCUCCUGCAGAACCGUUCCCAGACCACUCCCAGUCCUGCAGCCUGGGAGAGCCCCCCAGCCACCACCACGGGCCCCCCAGCUACCUGGGGCUACCGCAGCCCCAGCGCCCGCCACAACCCCCGCAUCACCCUCUCACUGGAUGUCCCCAUCGGCCUCCUGCAAGUCUUACUGGAGCAGGCCCGGACCAGAGCCGCCAGCCAACAGGCUGCCACCAACGCCCGUGUCCUGGCCCAGGUUGGCCGCCGCUGA